Procambarus clarkii (red swamp crayfish) is the source of this 1391-nucleotide messenger RNA. RefSeq lists its product as uncharacterized. The record is from RefSeq and is a predicted model, not a curated record. NCBI's taxonomy places the organism in Eukaryota, Metazoa, Arthropoda, Malacostraca, Decapoda, Cambaridae.
UAUUUAUAGUUGUGGUGCCUGGGAGGAGCGCAACAUGGCGGAGGACGCGGGAGAAGACGGCGCCGUCAGGGCUGGCGCGCGGGACCCGUUGGUGCUCGGCCUAAUGCCUCCUGCAGGAAAAGAAAAACCAGCAGCUGCAUUAGACUUUCCCGGAGUCCGCUUUGUCGAUGAAAACAUCACAACUAAACCCCACCAGGAGACGCAGGUGGUGGUGGAGAGCCUGAGGAAGAACACCGUACAUGAGGUGAGACCCCAGCAGGAGGCGGUGGAGGAGGUGGCUGAAGUAGACUGGCUGGGAGUGCCUCUUGCAGCCUCCACCCUUCCAGACUACACCUCCAUGUACCGCCACAACUACCCUGAUUACUCUGGUGGCGCCUACAGCACCCCAGGUCAGGAGCCUGGCCUCACCACAGGCAGGGCGAGGGGGCGAGAACUCUACGAACAGUUUGAGGGCGUGGGGUGGGUGGCGCGGGAUACCGUGCCCGCCGGCCAAGUGGGCGGCUACGUCAAGAAGGGCGGCCAAGUGGGGCGGGCGUUGCUCCACCCACAGAGUGACCGCUGGAGCACCCCGGCGCCCGUGGUGGAGCGGCUACGACGGACGGACCCCAUGGAGUACCUCAACCUUUGUGAUCCCCUCAACAAGAUACCGUCGGAGCGGUUGAUGUACCAGUGGGUGAUGAGGGACCAGGCGGCCGUGGACGAGCGCGUAACAGUAGGACGCUCCUGCAGGACCUCGGGCUUCACCGCUAACUCCUCUCCACACCUUCCCCCUGCCGAGGACAGGUCCUUUUACUCCGUCUACGCCAACAGCUACAACGUAGCCGCUCCUCGUGACGAUGUGGAGGGCCUCUACCCCUCCCUGCAACCUGCCGUGUCUUCCUUCCAAUACCCUGGCUAUGGCGGCACCUCCACCAUGGACGACAUCCCCUCCACCUUCCUCAGGUUAACGCCGCACCAGCUGCGAACACAGCCAGACUUUCUAGAUGAGAGGUCUGGCUCACACCAUCUCCGUCAGACACACAGACUCUUCACCAACUGUUGACACCCUUCCCUGGGUCCACUGCCCUGGCCGGGUCGCCUACUGUGGGUCGCCUGCCGUGGGUCGCUUUUCCUGGGUCGCCUUCCCUGGACCGCUGCCGUGGGUCGCCAUCCCUGGGUCCCCUUUCGCGGAUCGCUUGCCGUAGGUCGCCUUCCUUGGGUCACCUGCCUUGGAUCGCCUGCCGCGGGUAACCUUCCAUGGGUCACGUGCUGUGGGUCGUCUUCCAUGGGUCGCCUGGCGUGGAUCGCCUUUCCUGGGUUGCCUUCCGUGGGGGAUCGCCUGCCGUGGGUCGCCUUCCAUGGGUCGCUGCACUUUUUCUUGUGGCGUGUUUGUAUUGAUGAAUGUGUGAUAA